Molecule: messenger RNA, 857 nt
Organism: Papaver somniferum (opium poppy)
Lineage: Eukaryota; Viridiplantae; Streptophyta; Magnoliopsida; Ranunculales; Papaveraceae
Product: putative F-box/FBD/LRR-repeat protein At5g44950
Exons: 3
Coding region: 117-857 (246 amino acids)
Source: RefSeq, a predicted model, not a curated record
CUUAAGAGCCUCGUAGUCUCCCAUGUCGUUUUCAUAAAUGAUAACUCGACUCGAGAAUUUUUCUCAAAUUGUCCCGUUCUUGAAGAUUUAGUCAUCUCAAGCUGUCGUUGGUUAAUAUGAAUGUGUUAUGUAUUUCAGCUCCUGCACUGAAGUGGUUGUCAUUUGAUGCCGAAAAUGCUUCAGGCUCUUUAGAUGAUAUUAGGGUUGAGAUUCAUGCACCAAAUUUACUGUUCUUCCGCUACUGGGAAUAUGUAAAGAGGAGUUAUGAUCUGCGUAACUUUACGUCAUUAACUUAUGCAGAGAUCGAUAUGUUUGUAGACAUGUCUCCAUUUACAAGGGAACAAAUAUACCACAGUGCACGAGAGCUUCUUGGUGGGCUUUCUAAUGUAGACCAUCUAAAAUUAUCUGUGGAUGUCUUCGAUGCACUCUCUUUUGAAGGAUAUCGUAUAAACAAUUUGCCAAAGUUUUAUAAUUUGACGUACUUAGAAGCCACUUUCAUGUUUUCUUGUUCGAGUAAUGGAGUUCUGCUGGACCUUCUCGAAAUCUCGCCUAAUCUAGAAUCACUUGUGUUUUCUGAGGGCCUUAACCCAAGCGAAUCUGAUGAUGAUGACACUUGGAAACUGAAUUUGAUGACCCCCUGUUUGCUACCCAAACUUAAGUCAAUUGAAGUCCAGAUUUUCAAAGGGACAUCCAGGGAGCUAGUCUUAGUAAUACAAUUUUUAAGAGAUGCAAGAGUCCUGCAGCGGAUGAAUAUCAAGUUUUCUAGUAGUUUAUCCAUAACUCAGAAAAACAAGGCCAUGGAGCAGUUACUAACUUUUCCCAGAGGCUCUCCAGGCUGUGUAGUUAAUUUCUUAUGA